AUGCUUUGUUUGGCGGUAUCCAUGGUGAAUAUUGUCCACGUCCGUUUAGGAUGUUCCGUCAUCCGUUUAAUCACGAGGCUGGUUACGCAGACGGCAGCUAAGACUCCUUGCAAUCCAACUCUACAAAGGGAGGAAUUGCGCCUGACGGCCGAAGAGUUGGAGUAUGUGAAUGCUUGCAUUAAAGACUCUGGCUAUCGGUUCUGGCCGAAGGGAUUGGAAGAGGAACCGUUUGUAGAAGAAGAGGCCUCGGCGAAACGCGUGUCCAAGCGAGGAGCCGGGGCCAAACGCAAGUCAAAUGCGAAUGAGGCCAAACGCCGACGAGUUAGUCCCGUCUUCACCCCGGCCAAAUCACGGAGCACCCGAGGGUCCGUCAAACACAAGGAGUCCGAUGCCGAACAACCCGACUCCCGUGAGAAGACUCCGGAACCCACUGAGGAGACCGCACCACAACUCAAAACACCCACUGCGGAGGCACCCACAGCCAUUGAGGAACCCACAGCCAUUGAGGAACCCACAGCCGUUGAGCCCAAAGUGGUAGAACCCACCAUUGAGGAACCCACAGCCGUUGAGGAACCCACAGCCGUUGAGGAACCCAUAGCCGUUGAGGAACCCAUAGUGGUUGAGCCCACAACAACAAAACCCGCAGCGGCGGAGGAGCCACCAGUGGUUGAGCCCACAGUGGAAGACCAAUCCACUGCCGUUGUCGAUGAACCCGUGACUCAAGAAAAACCUGCGGCCGAGAAAUCCGCGACCCAGAAGUCCCUCGAGGAGCCUGCUCCCCUUGCGGCGGAACUAGCAACUAAACAGCCCGCGGACCCCGCCGUCGUCGACUGUAUCGUUGGUGACGCCACCGCUGGCAAUGCCGCCGUUGACGUUGGUGACGCCACCGUUAUCGACGCCACCGUUAUCGACGCCACCGUUGGCGGGGAGCUAGUGGGUGUAGAGCUAGCUAGUGUAGAGCCGAUGGUUGAAGAGUCUGUUUCUGCGGAACAACAAGUGGCUGGUCACAGGGAGUCAGUUGCGGAAGAGAAUCAGGUAGGGGAAGUGCGGGCGGCGAAUGCUGCCGAAGAUGAGGGGAGGGCAGUCGUGGAGGAGGGCGAACCACAACCGUCGCGGACGCCGAGACGCUCUGUUAGUGAUGCGACUGGGGAGCUUGUGCAGGACACCCAGCUAAUGGCGACCGAGUCAGGUGAAGCUCCUAGUCGCGAGUCCAGCGCUCAGAAACGUGCUACCAACGUUCAGGAGCCAGUUCCGCUUACGGAGCCAGUUCGGACGCGGGUUUCAGAGUCGUCCAGAACACAGAAGUUGUUGAAGUCAGUGCCGCCCCCCAGAGCUCAAGUGUCGGUGGUAACCCGUCAGGAGCCUCCGGUCGUGAUGACAGUGGCCCCCGGGGUGGUUGCCAGUUCCACCGAUGGUGGUCGGACGAAGAUUAUCAAGACGGAGCGGCGGUAUAGUACUUCUACUGAACCAGUCAUCCGUGCUGCCAUGAAGAAGAACGAGUUCAUUGUACACAGCGCCACAGCCACUUGGGAGGAAAGCUGCGGCAAACUCCUCAAUGCGCUCGAAGACGAACCACACAGCAAGUGGUUCGCCAAACCUGUCGACCCUCAAGGGUCUGGUCUUCAAGACUACUAUUCCAAGGUGAAGACACCCAUGGACCUUCAAACUGUUCGGCAGAAGUUGGAAGGGGGAAUGUACUGCCACCCUUUUCGAUGGCAACAUGACAUCAGGACUAUAUUCUUUAACGCCUUCUUGUAUUACCGCCCAGGCGAGCCCGUAUGGCGGUCGGCUGCUGAGCUGUCAGUGAAGUUCGAAAACCUGUGCAAGGAAGUAGUAGAGGUGAAUCCUUACGCAGUGUUCAUGCGUCCGCCUCCGGCGCCGCCGCCGCCGGCGGUCGUUCCGGUGGCAGUGCCGGCGGUUUUGUCGGCGUUGCGGACGGAGGAGUCUGUUGCGGUGGAGCCGGUGGUUCGUCCGGGGGGGUCUAGUAAGCAGCGGCGGGCGGCUUUACCGGUGGGUGUGAAGGUAAAGGAGCCGAAUGGCGUAGUAACGUACAGUGCGGAGUGUUACGGUACUGACUUGGCUAAGUAUUACGAGACGCAUUUGCCGGCAUCUGCGUUGCCGGAGCCGCGUUUGUUACUGAAUAGUACAGAGAUGCAGGGUGGUCGUAACCUGGUGGGAGUGUCUAAUUCUCAGAAGAAGAACUUGCCGGCGCGUUUCCGAGAGUUGGACGUGUUUUACCGAAGGAGUUUAUUAGAUUGGGUUAAGGACGAGUUGGGGAUCCAUCCGUUAUUGUGUGCUCUCGAUGUCCGUUAUAUCCCGGAAUUGGACUUGUUGCCGCCUGUGAAGGCGAAGCAGUUCUUCCAGUAUAUGCGUGCGCUGAUGACGCAGCAGAAACAGGCGCAGGAAGAGCUGUUGUUGCCGACAACAUUGCCCCGCAUUUUGGCUUGGGAUGUAGACAAUGCUGCAAUAAAUCGUGCUGGCAAUGUUGUGACGUCCGAGCGUGCGACGUUGCAGACGGGCGCCAGUAGUCUACCUCCGGGUGCCGGUUUGCGAACUGGCGCUGGUCUGCAGACGCGUGGUGGUGCAUUACUGACACGUGGCCAACUUCCUGGGCCCGCUGUCCAGGAAUCGUCUUGGAAGGUCGUUCAGCGUACUUCUGACGAAGAAGAUGAGGAAGACGAAGCCAGCAGCGAAGCCACCUCCUCAAGCGAAGAGGAGAGCGAAGAUGAACCAGCCCCACCCGUCUGGCAAGGCUGGACCGGCCUCGGGAAACAAAGAGGCGGCCUGGGACUUUGGCCACCAGCACGUCUAGCACCCGAACAACCGCAACCACCACCCGCCAAUAACGCCUCCUGCUGGGGAGAGUGGAAGACAAAACUGAUGCAACGAGAAUUCACCCUCAAGUCAAGGGCCAAUGGUGUCAGUGCCGCCAGCGAACUGGAGGCCAAAGCGGAAAAGGCAGACGCUGAAAUUUGA
Molecule: messenger RNA, 2976 nt
Organism: Gregarina niphandrodes
Lineage: Eukaryota; Apicomplexa; Conoidasida; Eugregarinorida; Gregarinidae
Product: bromodomain protein
Exons: 4
Coding region: 1-2976 (991 amino acids)
Molecular function (GO): protein binding
Source: RefSeq, a predicted model, not a curated record